This is a messenger RNA of Zea mays, 940 nucleotides long. RefSeq lists its product as uncharacterized. Gene Ontology annotation, cellular component: proteasome core complex. NCBI's taxonomy places the organism in Eukaryota, Viridiplantae, Streptophyta, Magnoliopsida, Poales, Poaceae. Gene Ontology annotation, biological process: proteasomal protein catabolic process. The record is from RefSeq and is marked validated.
GCCAGGAGUCCAGGACAUCAGGCCCCAGAAAAAAGUCCGAACGCAUCUCUUCUUUCUACUUUCUUGUAACCCAAGACGAACUCGGUGAACUCUUUCUCCUCGCGCAGCACCGGAGCACAAUCAAGGAUUCCAGUCCAGUCCUGCCAAUGGAGUGCGUUUUGGGCUUGGUUGGCCGCGACUUCGCGGUGGUGGCGGCCGACACCUCCGCCGUGCAGAGUAUCCUCGUCCACAAGACUGACGAGGACAAAGUAAUGGUCCUCGACUCGCACAAGCUGUUGGGCGCUUCAGGGGAGCCUGGUGACCGGGUGCAGUUUACGGAGUUCAUACAGAAGAACCUCCACCUGUACCAGUUCCGCAACACCAUCCCGCUGUCAACCGCCGCUGCCGCCAACUUCACACGCGGCGAGCUCGCCACAGCCCUUCGUAAGAAUCCAUACAUGGUCAAUGUUAUUCUCGGUGGUUACGAUAAGGAUGUUGGCGCCUCACUGUACUACAUCGACUACAUUGCGACCUUGCACAAGAUCGACAAGGGCGCUUUUGGGUACGGAUCGUAUUUCUGCCUGUCUCUGAUGGACAAGCUGUACCGCCCGGACAUGACCGUUGAGGAAGCGGUAGACCUCGUUGAUAAGUGCAUUAAGGAGAUCCGGCUGCGGCUGGUUGUGGCGCCCCAGAACUUCGUGAUCAAGAUCGUCGACAAGGACGGGGCCAGGGAGUACGCGAGGCGUGAACUCGUCGGCGACAGUGCACCUGCUGAAGCUGCAGCUACGGUUGCCGCCUGAGGCAUGAAACUUGUUUGUGUUAGUUGUUUGUUUCUCAGCGAGGCUACUAUGUAAUCAAAUGGAUACUGGUGGGGGUCCCACAGCUGUUUUUUAAUCAAUUUUAGCCCAGACAUGUAAUUCUGUUUCUGCACUAAUUCAUGUCUUCGCCGAGUACAAGUUGA